UGGUCUGGCCCCGUCCUUGGGCAGAGGAUUCGGUCUGGUGCCCGGCGCUUUGAUGCUGAGGUUUUACAUUGGAGGUUCCCACCGAGAUAUCUGCCCCAGGACCGCCAGUGCCACCGGGAGGUUAAGGAUCGGGUCUUCGAUAAGGAACCCCAUGGACACUUGGACCAAAUAGCAUACAUUGUUGUUUGGGAAAAUUUGGCUACAGACCCUCCGACAUGGGCAGCCCCGUUUGUGACUCUCCGACCUCCUCCGAAGGCGGUCUCGGAGAAACCAUCGGCUCCUCCCCUCCCUCCUUCUUCACCCUUGGUCCCUGUCCCGGCUCCAGACCAUCACCUCUAUCCUGUCCUAGAGAAGAACUCCCCCUCUAAACCCCCUAAGUCUAAACCUGUACUACCCCCAGAUGACUCGGUUCUCAUAGACUUGCUUACAGAAGAGCCACCACCAUAUCAGCCAGCUCCACCCCUUCCCGCCCGAGCUGCUUGGGAUAAGGAGGAAGGAGAAAAACCGGAUAGCACAACCCCCACACUGGGCGAGGAGGAAUCAGACUCCCCAGAUCCUAUGGUUCUCACAAACCUGAUUGAAUCGAUCCUUAUAACCCACCAGCCCACAUGGGACGAUUGUCAGCAGCUUUUACAGGCACUCUUAACUUCAGAAGAAAAACAAAGAGUGUUCCUGGAGGCCAGGAAGAACGUCCCGGGCGAUGAUGGGCGACCCACUCAACUCCCCAAUGAAAUCGAUGCUGCUUUUCCCUUAACUCGCCCUGAAUGGGAUUUCAACACGGCUGAAGGUAGGGGACACCUACGUCUUUACCGCCAGUUAUUAAUAAUGGGUCUUCAUGGCGCUGGACGCCGACCUACCAAUUUGGCUCAGGUAAGACAGGUUAGUCAGGGAAUGGAGGAAACUCCUACUGCUUUUCUGGAGCGUCUGAAAGAGGCCUACCGUAUGUACACCCCCUUCGACCCUGAAAGUGAUGCACAAAGGGGCAAUGUACUGAUGGCCUUCAUAUGGCAAUCGGCACCAGAUAUCCGCAAUAAGUUGCAGAGACUAGACAAUCUGCAAGAUUAUACCUUGCCUGAUUUAUUGAAAGAGGCAGAGAGGGUUUUCAACAAAAGAGAAACUCCUGAAGAGAAGGAAGAAAGACUUAGAAAAUUACAGGAGGAAAGAGAGGAAAGACUAAAAAAGGAAUUAGAGAAUAGAGAAAAAGAAAAAGAUCGAAAACGCCAUAGGGAACUUAGUAAACUCUUGGCCACCGUAGUACAGAAUAACACAGGCACAGGGAGACAGGAAAGGAAGGGAGAUAGAAGGAGGCCCCGGGUGGAUCGAGACCAAUGUGCCUACUGCAAAGAAAAGGGUCAUUGGAUCAGAGACUGCCCAAAUCGACCAAGGGGGCCAAAAGAAGGCCUAACCAACAAGCCCAUGGACACUGGAGCUCAACACUCAGUGCUCACUAGUACCCAAGGACCCCUGAGCAGCCGAACUGCCUGGGUACAAGGGGCUACCGGAGAAAAGCAGUAUCACUGGACCACGGAAAGGAAAGUUCACCUGGCCUCAGGUAAAGUCUCCCACUCCUUUCUACAUGUUCCUGAUUGCCCCUAUCCGCUCCUGGGGAGAGACUUAUUGACCAAGCUAAGAGCCCAAAUACAUUUCGAAGGAUCAAGGGCCACCAUAUCAGGCCCUAACGACCCCCUCCAGGUCCUCACCCUACAAUUGGAGGACGAGUACCGACUUUUCGAUCCACCACUCAAACCAACUGAAAAUCUAGAGUACUGGAUCAAAAGGUAUCCCUUGGCCUGGGCAGAGAGGGGGAUGGGGCUAGCAAGGCGCCAACCGCCCCUUGUUAUAAACUUAAAAGCAACAGCAACCCCAGUCUCCAUAAAGCAGUAUCCCAUGACCAAGGAGGCCUAUGAAGGGAUAAAGCCACACAUAAAAAGACUCUUGGACCAGGGGAUAUUAACCCCCUGCUGUUCCCCUUGGAACACUCCCCUCCUUCCUGUCAAGAAACCAGGAACAGGGGAUUACCGCCCAGUCCAAGAUCUCAGAGAGGUCAAUAAAAGGGUGGAAGACAUCCACCCCACAGUGCCUAAUCCUUACAACCUGCUGAGCACUUUGCCGCCGACACAUCAAUGGUAUACGGUCCUUGACCUGAAGGACGCAUUUUUUUGUUUAAGGCUCAGUGCACAAAGCCAGCCCUUAUUUGCAUUUGAAUGGAAAGACCCUACAUUAGGAGUAUCAGGGCAAUUGACCUGGACCCGAUUGCCACAAGGGUUCAAAAAUAGCCCCACCCUCUUCGAUGAGGCCCUCCACCACGACUUGGCAGAUUUUCGCAUCAGACAUCCGUCAUUGAUCCUGCUCCAAUAUGUUCUACUGAAUGGAGAGCGGCAUGCAGGAGCAGCAGUAGCAGACACCGCCCAGGUAAUUUGGGCCAGCGCACUUCCAGCUGGCACCUCUGCUUAA
Mesocricetus auratus (golden hamster) is the source of this 2454-nucleotide messenger RNA. RefSeq lists its product as uncharacterized. The record is from RefSeq and is a predicted model, not a curated record. Gene Ontology annotation, biological process: proteolysis; virion assembly. NCBI's taxonomy places the organism in Eukaryota, Metazoa, Chordata, Mammalia, Rodentia, Cricetidae. Gene Ontology annotation, molecular function: zinc ion binding; aspartic-type endopeptidase activity; nucleic acid binding.